AUGUAUGACAAUAAUUCAUCUACAAUAAAUAUUGAACCAUGGUUUAUUCCAUUAGAUAUUCUCAUGAUUAUAUGUCUUAUAUUUGUUAUAAUACCAGUUUUAAUAUUUUUAUUAAUUAUUUUAAUUGAUAGAACAUGUCAUACAGUUCCAAUGAUGCUUGUUGCUAAUUCAUGUUUAGCACAAUUUAUUUUAGGUAGUGAUAGACUUGUUAUAACUCUAUCUGCAUUAAAUAAUGAUCUUAAACAAAUUCAAUAUCAAAAUUCAUUUUGUAUAGUUGGUGGUUACUUAACAUAUGUUUCUUGUGCUGUACUUAAUUAUUCAUUUUUAUUACAAGCACUUCAUCGGUAUAUUCUUGUAAUUUACCCAACACGUUUAUUUUGGCAAAGAUUACAAAAUCAAGCUUAUCUUAUUGGUCUAUCAUGGAUUUAUGCAUUUAUAUUUCCUAUUGCAUUUAUAUUUACUGGUGAUAUAACUUAUAAUGUUGACAAUCAAAUAUGUCAAAUACCACUUAGACUUUCAGUUCAACUUAAUUUUGUUGCAUUUUCCGUUUAUAUACUUCCUAUUGUCUCAACUUUAUUGAUUUAUUGGAGAUUAGUUCGAUAUGUUAAUGAAAUAAAUCGACGUUCAACAUCUGUCAAUACAAUAUCACGUGCACAACGUGAAUUAAAAAUGUUCCGUCGUACUGUAAUACUUUUAUUAAUAUUAUUUGUAAUUGAUUUUCCAUAUGCAUUAUUUAUGUUUAUGUCAUUUUUUAAUCAAGCACCAAAAUAUCAUUUUCGUAUUGCUUUUAUAUUUAUUGAUUUUGCAUUAGCAUGUGUAAUGAUUGUUUUAUUUCAAUUUACAGAUCCACUUAAAAAAUUAAUUAUGAAAAAAUUAAGUUUACGAUCAGAAACGGUUGUUCCAGUAUUGGCAUAA
Messenger RNA from Adineta steineri, 915 nucleotides. NCBI's taxonomy places the organism in Eukaryota, Metazoa, Rotifera, Eurotatoria, Adinetida, Adinetidae. The record is from the annotation of a GenBank genome assembly.